AUGCAACCUAUUAAUAGUUCAAUUGAUUCCUAUUUGUAUUGCUAUUCUUUGGGAAGCACGCAGAUAGAGAGAAUCACUCUUAGCAUCACAUCAGUAAUUUUUGGUUCUAAUACAAUAACAAAUUCAGAUUCAUUAAGAGAAAUAGAGAUUACAUCAAAAGUUUUCCGAGUGAAUGAUCAAUGGUCAUUUGAUGGUUGCAAUGUCCUUGAGAAAAUCAACAUAACAAGUGAUGAAAUAUACUUUUCUAGUUAUAAUUUUCAUUCUGCAUCAGAUUCAGAACAUGAAUUCUCACUUUAUUUGAACGGAAACAAUAUAUCAUUAGACAAAGACUUAUUUGAUAGUUACAAAGUAACUAAAGUUGAUAUCGAUUCUAAAGGAUCUGUUUAUAUUUAUUUGACAUUUGAUUUCCAAAAAAGUUUACAAAGUGUCAAAAUACAUUCAACUGAUAAAAUCAUAAUUGAAGGAGCAUUUGAAGGAUGUUCUUCACUUUCUUCAUUUGAUUUUCAAUCAAACAAUAUUACAUUAUUAGGUAAUGCUUUUAAAGAUUGCCAAAGUUUACAUGAGAUAGAAUGGAAAGAAGGAAUUUCUUAUAUAUCUAAAGAUGCUUUCACUGGGUGUAACAUUACAAAAAUCACUUAUCCAGAAAGUAAAAAUGAAAUUGUACCUGGUGCAUUUAGUUAUUGGAGUAAUUUGAAAUAUUUUGGAACUAAUGUAGUACAAUAUACAGAUCAACGAAUCACAUUACAACUGUCAAGAUCAAUAACAAAAAUUGGUGAUUAUGCAUUCUAUAAUUGCAAGAGCUUAAUCAACGCACAAUUCCCAAGUACAGUUGUUUCAUUCGGAAUGCAUUUAUUCGAUGGAUGCGAAAAUCUACUGUCACUUCACAUUAAUACAUCUGCAAUCUUUGAUCCAUCAAAUAUCGUAGAUACAAUUCAAUUAAUAUCUGGAAGUGGGUAUGAGCCAUAUUCUAUGUUCAAUUCACAAAUGACACAUGUUUCGUCAGAUUAUUAUGAAGUUGCAGUUGGAAAAUUCUAUAAAAGUCAAUUGCAACCCUUUGAAGGAACUUAUGUUACAAAAAUUAAUAAAUAUGCAUUUUAUCAAUGCCAAUCUUUAACAUCUGUCAUGGUUGGUAAUGUUGAUUACAUUGGUGAUUAUGCAUUUUAUGGAUGUAACAGGUUAUCAGAUUUCCAUAUUUCAAGCUAUGUGUAUUAUAUAGGAGAUUAUGCAUUAUCUGGACGUACUAGCUUUACCGAGUUUGAAAUCCAAAGUAUUUCAGAAUAUAUUGGUGAAUAA
Trichomonas vaginalis G3 is the source of this 1293-nucleotide messenger RNA. RefSeq names its product antigen BSP-related family. The record is from RefSeq and is a predicted model, not a curated record. The coding region runs from base 1 to 1293 and encodes 430 amino acids. Lineage: Eukaryota; Parabasalia; Trichomonadida; Trichomonadidae. The transcript has a single exon.